GAUGAUGCAGAUGGAUGUUGAUGGUGGCGUUUUGAUUGCACAGAAAACAGACAACAGGAAACAGGAGGAGCACAAACAGGAACAACAAAUGGAACGAACACGGUCGACAACGCUCAGUAAUCGUGUCAUCUUCACAGGUCUAUGGGAGCACGCAUGCGCGCCGCGGUAAUUAUUCUUCUACUAUUAGUCCGUCGUCGUCGAUUCAUUCUCUUUUACCCAAACACCCCACGCUCACGCCAUCUUGCCC
Molecule: messenger RNA, 247 nt
Organism: Heterobasidion irregulare TC 32-1
Lineage: Eukaryota; Fungi; Basidiomycota; Agaricomycetes; Russulales; Bondarzewiaceae
Exons: 1
Source: RefSeq, a predicted model, not a curated record